AUGUUUGAAUUAUUGUUCUCUCGUCGAUGGCGAACAGCUUCCACAUGCGAACAGUUGUUGCAACAGCUUCAAUCUCGUCUUAAGCUACUCAUAAGCAAGAAGCACGCAUUAUCAAGAGAUCUACGUUCCGACAUCGUUAUCUUCAUCCGAUUCAAUGACUUCAUAAAUGCUCUCCGUCGAACCGAACAACUCGUCCUCGUCAAGAACUCGGUUGUCGUAUACGAAUUGUUGCUUCGGUUCACUAAAUUCAUCAUCCACCACAUCCCCUACAUUGCAAAACACAGAAAAUUGUCUAAUGACAAGAUUAACGAAGCAGUUUCGAGUCUUGUCUUUGCCUCCGCGAGUUGUGGACAAGAACUACGUGAACUGGUUAGUAUUAAAGAGCUGUUUUCUCAACGUUAUGGUCAAAGCUUUGUAACAAGUGCUCUUCAGCUCUGCCCUGGGAAUCUUGUUAACCUCCAGAUGAAAGAAAAUUUGUCUAUACCUUCGGAUACCGAAGGUGCCAAGACACUAUUGGAUGAAAUAGCUAAGCAGUACUUAAAAGCAUCGAGGCAUAAAUAUACACAUGAGAUUAGUAAACAGGUGGAUAAAAAGGAAGAGAAGAAAGUAAUGGAUUCGGACUUGAAUUGGUUUUCGGAUAAGCAAUCACCACACAAAGUUUAUAAAUUUUGCCUCAAGGAUUAUGAAGAAGAGAUAAGAAAGGAAGAUAAAUUAUCGGAGGAUGAUUAUAUAGAAGAGGCUCAAGUGGGAAAAGAUCAGAGAGUACUCAGAUCUAGAGAGAGUAAUGAAGAAGAGAGAAGAGCACCAUCAUCAUCACUAUUGGAUGAAAUAGCUAUGGAGUUUAGUCACCGUUUAGAAGCAUUCAAGUUUGAAUAUACACCUAAUAAACAGCAAUCACCUGACGGAGCUUAUAAAUUCAGCCUCACGGAUUUUGAAGAAGAGAUAAGAAAGGAAGAGAGAUCAAUGGAGGAUGAUUAUAUAAAAGAGGCUCAAGUGGGAAAAGAUCAAAGAGUAUUCAGAUUCAAAGAAAGAAGUGAAGAAAAUAGAAGAUCAUCAUCAUCAUCAUCUUUAUCAUCAAUAAAAGAGCUUUGUGACAUGGAGAGUAUAACGUAUUACAAGACGCAAAAAAGGACUCAUCAAAGAAGAAGAAGGUCAUCAAAGAAGGAAGGACAAGAGGAUAGACAAAAGGCAGUAACGAAUCAACACGUUCAUCAUCCUGAUUACGACCAGAUGAAAAAUAAGAUUAAGGCCGUGAAGGCAAAAGAAGAGGAAGAACUACAAAAACUAGUUCAACCAAAGCUUCCUGAUGAAGACCAGAUGGUAAAUCAGAUUAAGGCCGUGAAGGCAAAAGAAGAAGAACAAGGAAGAUUAGCUACUCGAUACGUUCAUCCUAAGCUUCCUGAUUAUGACCAACUUGUAGCAUAUUUUACAGACCUUAAAAAACAACAUUGCAUGAGUUGUUAA
Messenger RNA from Camelina sativa (false flax), 1464 nucleotides. The record is from RefSeq and is a predicted model, not a curated record. Lineage: Eukaryota; Viridiplantae; Streptophyta; Magnoliopsida; Brassicales; Brassicaceae.